GAACGAUAAUAAGUCUCAUAAAUAAAAUAACCCCAUUGAUUCGUUUACCCAAUCCUUGAAAAUCCUCCAUUGUUUCUCAAUACCCUUCGCUUCACUCUCAGCUGCAGUAGUAGCAGGAAGAAGAAGACGAUGGAAAUGAGCAGCUUAACUUUCACAACACCAUCAUCUUCGACAACAAAGCCACUCAGCUUCUUCAACCAUGGCUUGAAACAAUUGAAACCUUCAACCCCGUCAUUUUUUUCUGGAACAAAUUCAUGGAAUCAAAACAGAAGCAGAAUCACCCAUGUGAAGGCCUUAAAAGGGUCAAUUGAACGCAAUACCCUCUCUUCGAAUUGGGAAUUUUCAGCCACCGCUGCCCCCAGGUUGCCCAGAUUUGAAGAACUUGAUAUUACCAACAUGCUUCUUCGUCAGAGAAUCAUCUUUCUGGGUUCUCAAAUUGAUGACACUACAGCAGAUUUUGUCAUAAGCCAGCUCUUACUUUUAGACGCAGAAGACCCCAAGAAGGAUAUUAAGUUGUUUAUCAACUCUCCUGGAGGAUCAGUGACUGCAGGGAUGGGAAUUUAUGACGCUAUGAAACAGUGCAAGGCAGAUGUAUCUACCACUUGUAUGGGAUUAGCUGCGUCCAUGGGAGCAUUUCUUCUUGCUUCUGGUAGUAAAGGCAAGCGCUACUGCAUGCCAAAUUCAAGAGUGAUGAUCCAUCAGCCACUUGGAACAGCUGGCGGCAAGGCAACAGACAUGAGCAUACGUAUCAGAGAAAUGGCGUACCACAAAGUCAAGCUCAACAAAAUCAUGUCCAGAAUCACAGGAAAGCCAGAGGAGCAGAUUGAAAUUGACACUGAUCGUGACAAUUUCAUGAAUCCAUGGGAGGCAAAAGAAUAUGGAAUAGUAGAUGCAGUUAUCGAUGAUGGUAAGGUGGGUUUGGUUGCACCCAUCGGAGAUACUGCCCCACCUCCAAAAACAAAGGUGUGGGAUCAAUGGAAGAUCGAGGGUAGCCGCAAAGCCAGGAAGAAUCUUCCAUCCGAGAGCAAGAUGUCACAGACUGGAUAUGCUGACGAGAACAAGGGUACUCAACUAGAUAAGGAAACCCCAACUUCAGUAUAAGGGCCAUCACCCACAUUUCUCCAACCAGUAUAGAUUUACACUGUCUUUCCAAAUUGUUUUACUCACGUAGAAGUAAUUUGAUAUAUGUGUAACCUUGCAUUUUUUAUGAUUAUUUUGUGGUAGUUGUUCCA
Spinacia oleracea (spinach) is the source of this 1232-nucleotide messenger RNA. Its product is annotated as ATP-dependent Clp protease proteolytic subunit 3, chloroplastic. Gene Ontology annotation, biological process: protein quality control for misfolded or incompletely synthesized proteins. The transcript has 5 exons. Gene Ontology annotation, molecular function: ATPase binding; serine-type endopeptidase activity; ATP-dependent peptidase activity. The record is from RefSeq and is a predicted model, not a curated record. NCBI's taxonomy places the organism in Eukaryota, Viridiplantae, Streptophyta, Magnoliopsida, Caryophyllales, Amaranthaceae. Gene Ontology annotation, cellular component: endopeptidase Clp complex. The coding region runs from base 130 to 1101 and encodes 323 amino acids.